This is a messenger RNA of Aureobasidium melanogenum CBS 110374, 2097 nucleotides long. RefSeq names its product carboxylesterase family protein-like protein. The record is from RefSeq and is a predicted model, not a curated record. The coding region runs from base 1 to 2097 and encodes 698 amino acids. Lineage: Eukaryota; Fungi; Ascomycota; Dothideomycetes; Dothideales; Saccotheciaceae. The transcript has 6 exons.
AUGGCACCUGUCAAGAAGCUCGCCGUUCUCACGGCUGCAGCUGCCUGUCUUCCUUAUGCUAUUGGAGCAGUCAUUGCUCCUCCCCCUUCUGCUCUUUCCAAUUCGCAAUCAUCUUUGACCUUGCUUUACCAAAACAACCUCAACUUCACCGACGAUGUCAACCAUAUCAGUGCUAUUCUGCUGGACCCAUCGACUGCUGCUAAUGCAGCCACCGGAUGCGCAGCCCUGAACGAGACACUGAUCUCGCAAUCUGCCCUACAAGCACACUCUCAGGACUUUGUCAACCAACUCUCGUAUAUCAUCUACGCUGGUCGCGCCACACAAGACCAAAAGUGGCACAUUGCAAGCGGACAGACUGUAGAGGUCCACAACAAUGCCUUGAAGUUCGCCAAAGCUGGUCCAGGCAAUGUUCUGCCAGUGCUUUGCACGCAAUCUAGCCAGAGCAACAUGCCAAGCAACGCUGUAGCCUCUGCUUCCAACGAGAUCAAGGUUGCUUCCUCUGGCAACACCUACGUAGGCUUCAGGAACAAGAAGUCCUGGCGUUUCCAGGGCAUUCCGUUCGCAAACCAACCCGAACGUUUCGCCUACUCGACUUUGUACUCCAAGACUGGACAAACAAUUGACGCCACAAAGUACGGCCCUGACUGCGCGCAACCUUAUGAGAGCUCUAGCAGCGAGGACUGUCUCUUCCUCAACAUUCAGACUCCCUAUAUCCCUAAGGCUGGGUCCACGAAGAACCUUCGACCAGUACACUUCUGGAUUUAUGGUGGUGGUUUCACUGGCGGUUCAGGUGCUAGUGCAGGAAGUGACGGUGGUCAGCUGGCCUCGAGAGAAGACAUUGUCGUUGUUGAAAUAAACUACCGCUUGACUACCCUGGGUUUCCUCGCCAUCCCAGGAACAAACAUCACCGGCAACUACGGUAUCUCUGACCAAGUCACUGGACUUGACUGGGUUCUCAAGAACAUCGCAAGCUUCGGAGGUGACCCCCACAAGAUCGUGAUCAAUGGCGAGUCUGCAGGUGCUGGUUCAGUACGUACGCUUCUCGGAUCUCCAAAGGCCAUCGGCAAGUUCAGAGGUUCUAUUGCCAUGUCGAACCUGGGAGGUGGUGUCGAUCUGGGCUUGACUGGAGAUUAUGCCACAACCUACAGCUCUUUCUUGACUCCUGCCGAAUCGUACGCUCGCAGCGAAGCGCUGUUCGGCGAAAUUGGCUGCAACCAGACAACUCUUGACGCUCGUAUCUCGUGCUUGAGAGCUGCACCUGCGCAGACUAUUGUUAACGCUGCCACGGUCGCCAGAUAUGUGGUCCAGGAUGGAACCUACGUCGACACUGAAACCCUUGAUGUCUACAACCGCAAUGGCAGCGCUGCAAACGUCAACACAAUCUGGGGAACCACCGCCAAUGAUGGUGCAUCCUUCUCGACUUACCCCACGACCCCAGUGACGAGUGAACUGGCAGGUAUCAUGGCGGCCUUGGGCAUCUCUCAGGCAUAUGCUCAGUCUAUCAUUGACUCUGGACUUUUCCCUUACUACGAUACUGGUAACGUGACAUUGGAUUCGUUCAAUGUAUCGCAGAGAGUAGCCACUGACAACCAGUUCCGUUGUAUCGACGAAGCCACCGUGUAUGCAGGUGUAGAAUCCGGCGCUUUCAAGACUUCAUACUUCUACCAGAUGCAGAGGACGUCAGGUGGGUAUGACCCAAAUAAUCUUGGAGGUCCUCCAGUGGAACCUGGUUAUCCUUACGGAAAUCCCGAGAAGCCAUACUUCAAGCUUCAUGGUUCCGACAUGCCUUGGGUUUUCGGUAAUUUGAACCCUCUGCGUGAUGCCAAUGACCUCAAGUCGGUCCAGUUGGAGAGUGGUUACUUUGCCGCGUUUGUCCGUUCGCUAGACCCCAACCCGCCAGCCAGCUAUCUCCAGGUCCGUGGCUACACCAAUACUACCCAGGGAGUCAAGGAGAGCGGCCCAUGGCAGCCUGUUGCCAAUGCCAGGGGUCCCAUGAAGUUGCUGGAUUUCCCUUCAUUGACUGCCGACUUCCAAGAUCUGCCUCAGUGCGCCUUCCUCAACUAUUCCAUCAGCUACUACGUUGAUGGUGGUAUGUAA